UCAAGUACGAGUUUGAGUUGCAGUAUGUUCCAGGCAGCAAAUUGGUUGUUGCUGACACAUUGUCACGAAUCCCAUCACGGGAACAACCAGAAAAAGGCACAACGGACGUUGAAGUUCAUGCCGUGGGCGCCCUGACUGCCGUCGUCGGACCAGCCACCCUAUCCCGUCUGCAGGUAGCAACUGCCAGUGAUGCAACGGCGCAAGACGUCAUCUCCAGGCUGCAGUCAUCAAUGCCUAUAGAAGGUGAACUAAAGUCCUUCACACAAGAACUUUCUGUAGUCAACGGAGUACUCCUCAAGGGAACCAAAGUAGUCGUGCCUGCAAGCAUGCGAACAGAGAUGCUGCGACGAGUGCACCAAGGGCAUCUCGGCUUAGGAAAAUGCAAAUCGAGGGCUCGCAAGUUGAUGUAUUGGCCAGGAAUGUCAACAGAUAUUGCUCAGUUCAUUGACAGGUGUGACGUUUGCAAGAAGUUUGCUUAUCGACAGCCUGACGAGCCCCUGUGCCAGCGCAGCGUUCCAGACAUGCCAUGGGCCAGAGUUGGUACAGAUCUUUUUCAACACGCCGGAAAGCAUUUUUUGGUUGUCUAUGAUGCCUACUCUAAUUUUCCAGAAGUCGAGCACCUGAAGGAGACCUCUGCAACAACUGUCAUUCAUAAACUACGUCAGAUCUUUGCAAGGCAUGGAAUACCACUAGAAGUUUGCAGUGAUGGCGGCCCGCAGUUUGCGUCAAAAGAGUUUAAAGAUUUUGCGGCUCGUUAUGACUUUGUGCAUACGAUUUCAAGUCCACGUUUUCCCAGGUCCAAUGGGCUCGCCGAGAAGGGCGUACAAGUGGUCAAGCGGCUUCUGGGCAAGACUGAGACCAAGAAAGAGGACUUCUAUUUGGGCCUUCUCAACUACAGGGUGUGUCCUCUCGAAGAUGGCCGUUCACCAUCGGAACUGCUAAUGGGACGAAGUCUAAGAACGCUACUUCCAAAUUUUUCAGCGUCAUCCUCAGGUCUCGUUCAAAAACAUGUUCAGGCAAGGACCUCAGGAAGACCACUACCUCCGCUACAGAAGGGAGACGUCGUCCGAAUCCUCCGAAAUGGUAGAUGGGAUAUCAAAGCGCAAGUCCAAGAUCUCGUGGCCCCGAGAUCGUACACCGUUCUGACUGAGGAUGGCCGGAUUUUCCGUCGAAAUAGACAGCACCUUCGCAAAACACCAGAAGCGUUCUAUCGAACCAUCCAUUACCAGGCGGACGACUGCGACGACGCCCCUGAUUCAUCUCCGAGCGCUGUCACACAGCAGAGGCAAGAACCUCCGCAGGCCACACAGGACCGACCACCAGCAGGCACACCAGGAGUGCCCAACAUUGCAGAUUCACUGCGACGAUCUACCAGACCGCGAAGACCCCCAGACCGCCUGGCCUACACGCACGGGUUCCAGCAGACUGAAACAGCCUAGGAGUGUCGACUGCUACGCAUCG
Molecule: messenger RNA, 1461 nt
Organism: Dermacentor silvarum
Lineage: Eukaryota; Metazoa; Arthropoda; Arachnida; Ixodida; Ixodidae
Exons: 1
Coding region: 231-1439 (402 amino acids)
Biological process (GO): DNA integration
Molecular function (GO): nucleic acid binding
Source: RefSeq, a predicted model, not a curated record